UCAGUCAGCUGAUCAGAGGAAUGAACGAGUUACAAAACAUUAGAAAACAACGAGCCUCCUGAGGUGUAAUUACACAACAGAGGAGUCGUGUCCUUCAACAUCAUCAUUUCAUUUUAAUAGAAGAGUCACCGGAACAUGUCAACCGAUGGAUCCUGCUACAGCCACAGAUCCGAUGCACAACGAGUGUGAAACACAGCCAACUUCAGUCUGGAACUGGUGGCCUUCUUGGCGUCCAACCUCCAUGUCCCUUUUAAAGACUACAGAAUCCAAGAUUCUUGCUUGUAUUCAGAAUGACCUCUGGGCUCGGUUCGUGACCCUGCCAAACCAGGAUCGAAUAUGGACUCUGACCCUCAACAAGAAGGCGCUGCGUAAACCUGCCGAACAGGCCCCAAAGACUCCCCUGGUGAUGGUCCACGGCUUCGGGGGAGGGGUCGGACUGUGGGUCAGGAACAUAGACGCGCUGAGUCGGUCGCGGCCCGUUUACGCCUUUGACCUCCUGGGCUUCGGCCGGAGCUCCAGGCCUCCUUUCCCCUCAGAUGCUGCCAAGGCGGAGGAGCAGUUUGUCGACUCCAUUGAACGGUGGAGACAGUCCGUAGGCCUGGAGAACAUGAUUCUGCUGGGACACAGUCUGGGCGGAUACCUGGCCACCUCAUACGCCAUCCAGUACCCUUCUAGAGUGUCACAUCUUAUCCUGGUGGACCCGUGGGGUUUCCCUGAGCGACCCCAGACACAGACCCAGGAGGGUCAAAGUCAGGGGACAGAGGUGGUGAAGAGGCCGCCCCCUCCACGCUGGGUAAAAGCUAUUGCAACAGUGGUUUCCUUCUUCAACCCGCUGGCUGUCAUCAGAGCAGCAGGCCCAUGGGGUCCGGGCUUGGUGAACAGAUUCCGUCCUGAUUUCAAAAGGAAAUUCGAAGAUCUGUUUGAUGAUGACACCAUGACGCAGUACAUCUACCACUGUAACGCACAAUCCCCGAGUGGUGAGGUGGGUUUCCGGGCCAUGUCAGAGUCUCUGGGCUGGGCCAAAAAGCCCAUGCUGCUGCGGGUUCACCAGCUGCCCCCCUCCAUGCCCCUCACCAUGCUGUAUGGAGCCCGAUCCUGGGUGGACAGCUCGUCUGGGGACAGAGUGGCCCAGAUUAGGAGCAAGGCCUACACCAAAGUGCUGCUGAUAGAUGAAGCUUCUCACCACGUGUAUGCUGAUCAACCAGAGGAGUUCAACAAAGCGGUGGAAAAAAUAUGCAACUCUGUUAACUGACGGCCAGUAUGUGUGUAUGUGUGUGUGUAUGUAUGUUCGUGUGUGUGUGUUUGUGUGUUUGUGUUUGUACGUACGUUUGUGUGUGUAAAAGGACUGAAAGUAUAUAGACAGUUGAUGGUGGUUUUAGUACUGUAACCUUUGCAUGUGGAGCAUGAUGGAUGGUUUUAUGUUGGGGGCAUAUCACGACAUCAUGUAGCUCAACUUGAGAUUGAAUGUGAUUUUGUUCUGAAUCCUGUUCUCAUAGUAACAGGUUAUUGAUAUUAUUGAAGCUACGUUUAUAAGCUGAUAUAUAUAUAUAUAUAUAUAUUCUUUUCAAUUGAGUAUUACCACUAAAUGAUUUAUUUAUAACGUGAUUGAAUUUGUUUAACGGAGUAAUAAUUGAACUUUAAUUCAGUGCUAAAUUAUGUUGCCCAUUGUUAUAUGUUUUGAGUGAAAGUGAAAAACGUCCACCACUUUGAGUGCACUGAGUUUAUGUGUUACGGUGCAGCGACACGGCUACUGAUUCACACUUUUUAUGUGCCUGACAUGAACCAUAAAGUACUGUAUGAGAUAUUGUUUCUUUAAUCACUGCUUUUCUUUUAUGUAUUUCCCACCGUGUCAAACAGCUGUUUGUAUUUUGUACCUUUAAAGCAAUAAAAGCUUAUUUGACAAACUG
Molecule: messenger RNA, 1907 nt
Organism: Sebastes umbrosus (honeycomb rockfish)
Lineage: Eukaryota; Metazoa; Chordata; Actinopteri; Perciformes; Sebastidae
Gene: abhd4
Product: abhydrolase domain containing 4, N-acyl phospholipase B
Exons: 8
Coding region: 146-1252 (368 amino acids)
Cellular component (GO): lipid droplet
Molecular function (GO): phosphatidylcholine lysophospholipase A1 activity
Source: RefSeq, a predicted model, not a curated record